AUGCCCCCCCCUCCGGUCCACAGCAGCCUCGCAAGUUUUGCUGAGCUGGUGGAACAGCGUCACCACGAUGGGCAAGCUCGGCAGCUGUUCCCUUCCGACGGCUCCAUCGCUGUCAGAGAUGAGGAGCAGUUGAUCGACCAGAAUCUCCAGGCCUGCAAAGGCAGCAUCAUUGGCAUCAUUUCGAUCCGACGCCGCCUUUCGCAAUCGCUGUACUCGUCCAUGAAGGACUCGUACUCGGUCCGCAGAGCUUGCGCGUCAAAUAUUUCUCAGCUGCGGGCAGGGCACGCCAGUGAUUGA
This is a messenger RNA of Ustilaginoidea virens, 297 nucleotides long. RefSeq lists its product as uncharacterized. The coding region runs from base 1 to 297 and encodes 98 amino acids. The record is from RefSeq and is a predicted model, not a curated record. The transcript is spliced from 2 exons. NCBI's taxonomy places the organism in Eukaryota, Fungi, Ascomycota, Sordariomycetes, Hypocreales, Clavicipitaceae.